Molecule: messenger RNA, 612 nt
Organism: Trichoderma breve
Lineage: Eukaryota; Fungi; Ascomycota; Sordariomycetes; Hypocreales; Hypocreaceae
Product: rhodanese-like domain-containing protein
Exons: 2
Coding region: 1-612 (203 amino acids)
Cellular component (GO): mitochondrion
Molecular function (GO): thiosulfate-cyanide sulfurtransferase activity
Source: RefSeq, a predicted model, not a curated record
AUGGCCACUCGACAAGCUUGCCAGCGGGUUCUCCUGCGGCGCAUCUCGCCACGGGGCAUCGCCGCUCCAGCUUCAGUCUCAAUCUCGGCUUGCGCAGCCAGGACGUGCUCCGGCGUGGCAGCUCGGCCGCUGGCGAGGUGGACGAGUCCUAGAUCUGUCGGUGGUGUAGCUGGUGUGCGAAGGUGGUACUCUGGUCCGGAUAACCAGGUGCCGAAUAGUCGGAUCUGGGGCUUUGACGAGAUCAAGAAACUGGUGGAGGGCAAGGAUCCCAAGGAGGAGGUUGUCAUUGUUGACGUCCGCGAACCCCACGAGCUCCUCGACACGGGCAAGAUCCCCGGCGCAAUCAACAUCCCCAUCACCUCCGCCGUCCAGAGCUUCCACAUCUCCGACGAGGACUUCGAGGACCUGUACGGCUACGCGCGCCCGCCCAAGGACGCCUCCUUGCUCUUCUACUGCAAGGCUGGCGUGCGCGCGAGGGCGGCCGCGGGGCUGGCGCAGCACGCCGGGUGGGCUAGUGUGGGCGAGUACCCGGGCAGCUGGCUCGACUGGGAUCUGAACAAGGGUCCCGUGGAGGCUGUGAAGCCCGGGGGGAGCAAGGGCGAUGGGAAAUAA